AUGCGUUCCGCUGUCAUCAUCGCUGCCGUGGCUGGCAUGGCCGCUGCCAAUCCCAUUGUCGCCCGCGACACAGCCGCACAGGACGGUAUUGACUUCGACGUCUUCGAUGCCGCCCCCGAACCCACCAAGAUCGGCCCGGCCGUUGGUGUCGCCAGCGAGAAGGCGACCUACAAUGUUGCUUCCGCGUCGGCGGCCGCUGCCGCAGACGCCACCCAGAACCCCGUCUCGCCGGACUCGACUCUCGCAGCUCGCGACAACGCUUCACCCAAUAACUCAGGAUGCAAGACCAAGGAGCCCACUGGUUAUGGGCCUACGCCAACUUCUGACACUUACGACGCAUUCAUGGCGAACACCGUCUACGACUCCGUUGCCAGCGCCGCCCCUACUAUUGAUGGAUACAGUCGUUCCUUCAAGGCUUUGACGGGGGCCCUUGAAAGCAAGACUUACAUCAGUUUUACCACAUUGAAGACCUACGACCCCUACCUGUGCCAGCAGCAAUGCGAUGCUGCUCCUUUCUGCUACGCCUUUAACCUCUACUAUGAGAGAGAUCCCUUCUACUCACCGGACUAUGACAUCUGCCAGGACCCCAAGAGCACCAUCAACAUCAAGUGUAGUCUUUUUGGUGCUCAACUCGAUUCCAACUCUGCUACGAACGUUGGACAGUGGAGAGCCGAUUUCCAUGUCGGUAUCAAGGGUUCCAACGGCUACAUCAAGGACGCGCCGCCUCCACAGCAAGAAGGCUUCUCAGGACCCAUCGCGCUUGGUGGCGCCAUCAACGCCCCCGGCAAUUACAUGGGAGCCAAAUACUACCCUGGUCCCUUCAACCCCGGCCAGUGCGCCGCUGCUUGUCUGGCGACUACCGCCUAUGACAAGAGACACCCCAAGUCCGACGGCACUUACGAUGCCUGCAACUUCUUCAACGCCUACGUCCUUAGCAAGAACGGCGCCCCUCAGGGAACCUACUGCUCCAUGUACACUGUGGUUUGGGACAAGAAGUACAGCACCAACUACGGCCAGUACCGCGGCAGCGACCGCUACACUGUCUCGCAGAGCUACAGCUACAGCCUCACCAACCAGGACAGUGGUAAGCUUUGA
This is a messenger RNA of Colletotrichum gloeosporioides, 1095 nucleotides long. RefSeq lists its product as uncharacterized. Lineage: Eukaryota; Fungi; Ascomycota; Sordariomycetes; Glomerellales; Glomerellaceae. Bases 1 to 1095 code for a protein of 364 amino acids. The record is from RefSeq and is a predicted model, not a curated record. The transcript is spliced from 4 exons.